Molecule: messenger RNA, 1766 nt
Organism: Momordica charantia (bitter melon)
Lineage: Eukaryota; Viridiplantae; Streptophyta; Magnoliopsida; Cucurbitales; Cucurbitaceae
Product: protein HEAT INTOLERANT 4
Biological process (GO): regulation of cellular response to heat
Source: RefSeq, a predicted model, not a curated record
UUUCAACAAAUUUUGAAAUAAUUUCGAUUUCAACAUUUUUAGACGUCCCGCCUCCGUGAAGCUGAGGAAAAGGAGCAGCCGCGUUGAUCUUACGCUCGAUAAUCCCCAACCCCAAAACCCUAUUUCUCUCUCUCUUAUCCUCUCGAUCUUUCUACCUCUACAUUUGCAAUUUAUUCGAAUCCGGAUCCUUCGGUUUCCAUCGCAGCAGCCGAUUUCUCCUUCUUCUUCGCGCUCUAUUCCCCGUUUUCCAGCUGAGCUGCGGCCACAAUGAGGAAAGGUACUAAGAGGAAGACAGCUCGAAAAGAAGAAGAUAAACCUGUAGAACCUAAGCGCAAAGAAGCUCCGUCUCGAGCCAAGCGGGCCAAGCUCCCCAAACCCGAAUCCGAACCCGAGUACUUUGAGGACAAGCGUAACUUGGAAGAUCUGUGGAAAGCAGCAUUUCCUGUUGGGACAGAGUGGGAUCAAUUGGACACGGUUUAUCAAUUCAACUGGAAUUUCUCAAAUCUAGAAGAUGCAUUUGAAGAGGGGGGAAAGUUGUAUGGUGAGAAGGUUUAUCUAUUUGGUUGUACAGAGCCUCAAUUGGUUCCUUUCAAGGGUGAAAAUAAAGUUAUAUGCAUACCUGCUGUGGUGGCUGUUGUAUCUCCUUUCCCACCUUCUGAUAAAAUUGGAAUAAACUCUGUUCAAAGGGAGGCUGAAGAGAUAGUUCCCAUGAAACAGAUGAAGAUGGACUGGGUUCCUUAUAUUCCUUUGGAGAAAAGAGAGAGCCGAGUUGAUAAGUUGAAAUCUCAAAUAUUCAUUCUCAGUUGCACUCAGAGAAGAGCUGCUUUGAAGCAUUUGAAAAUAGAUCGUGUCAAGAAAUAUGAGUAUUGCUUGCCCUAUUUCUACCAGCCUUUUAAGGAAGAUGAAUUUGAACAAAGCACUGAGGUUCCAAUUAUUUUUCCGAUUGACCCAAAGCCAGUUUUCUGUGAGUUUGAUUGGGAAUUAGAUGAACUCGAGGAGUUCACAGAUAAGUUGAUCGAGGAGGAAGAAUUAUCUGAAAGUCAAAAGGACGCCUUCAAGGAUUUUGUAAAGGAGAAAGUUAGAGAGGCCAAAAAAGCCAAUAGAGAGGCUAGGGAAGCACGGAAAAAGGCCAUUGAGGAAAUGAGCAAAGAAACUAAAGAAGCGUUUGAGAAGAUGAAAUUUUACAAGUUUUACCCUGUACAAACGCCUGAUACACCCGAUAUAUCUAAUGUUAAGGCACCAUUUAUAAAUAGGUACUACGGAAAGGCUCAUGAAGUUCUGUGAUCUUAUACCAUGGCUGGCACAAGAUAGAAAUUGAUAUAAAGCUCCUUCAGGUUCAGAUUUUGUUCAACGUUUAAAGGUACUGUUCCCAUUAUGCUGAAAUUUGUGAUGCCAAUGCCUUCCAACUUAUUACAUCAAUCUAGCGAUGACGGGAUCUUGAACAGUAGCCCUCCGAAAUCCUUAGAUAGACUGCUGUAAUAUUUAGGAUCAUGCUUUCUUUCUUUGAUCGUUCUUUCUUUUUUGAGAUUUCUUCUUUCCGUCAGUAAAAAAGGACUUUAGAACCUCACUGACCUCUAGUUGGAGUAUAUUGGUGUAAUUCUGUUCAUUAUUCCAUCCAUCACUUCAGUUUUGUAUAACCAUAGUUUCAGUUCUACAUCCUCGAGAACAAAUUAUGUUACCUGCUUACUGCACUUGAAAUGCCAUUACACAUUUUUACAGUAUUUGAAGGAUAUUUGUUUUAUUCCAUUUGUCAAAUAAUUUGUUCA